Molecule: messenger RNA, 5865 nt
Organism: Patiria miniata (bat star)
Lineage: Eukaryota; Metazoa; Echinodermata; Asteroidea; Valvatida; Asterinidae
Product: Krueppel-like factor 12
Exons: 11
Coding region: 308-1240 (310 amino acids)
Biological process (GO): regulation of transcription by RNA polymerase II
Molecular function (GO): DNA-binding transcription factor activity, RNA polymerase II-specific; RNA polymerase II cis-regulatory region sequence-specific DNA binding
Source: RefSeq, a predicted model, not a curated record
UUGACGGGUUGGGCCCUGCUGGUUUACAUGUACCGCACCGCCCUGGCGGCGCUCUACGUACGUGUAUGUGUACAAAAUAAUGCAUGGUUAUGGUGCGCUGCGUUCAUUGCAUUCAUCGCCCAUUCACUGUGUGUGUUGAUCAGCUGUACUGCCUUUGUGAAUGCACACGGUACUUGACGACGGUUCGGCUGGCACACACGUCACACACCCCUAGCAGGAAGGAAAACUUAUUAAAUCGCGCAGAUUAGCAUGGGCUCGUGGGAAGUGGAACGUAGAAGAUCAAGUGUACAAUGCAUGCGAUCAGUGUAUGAAAACGUUUUGUGACAAGCACGUUGCAAGUAACGAGCAUCCAUGCUUUCACACCGGACCAAAUACACAAGUAACCAGGAGCAAGAUGCGGGGCAAGGGAGCAACUCAACAGGAACAAUACAAAGAUGAUGUGAACAACUCAUUAUCGUCAGGCAGACACGACGGAGUCAUAGUCUACAGAGGAAUCACAAGAGAAAAACACAAGCGAGCCACCAGCCGCUGGCCGACGCCACUGCCAAACUGCAAAAGGCCUUACCUCUCAGCGUCGUCAUUACAACAAGAGGAGGAGUAUCAGACAGAACCUGUAGACCUUUCAAUGAAUGGAACAAGAGGGCAUGGCAGUAACAAGAGGUCGACGGAUGCAUCCGACAUGGAUGACAGCCCAGUGGACCUUAAGAAGCAUGCUGGUAGCCUUGUAGUCUCCUCAUCACCUAUCCCACAUAGGCCGGGCAGGGAAGAGGAUGACCGGCCCACAGUCACGCUGGAGAGCAUCACGAAAAGCGGGGCUGGGGCACUCAUCAAAGUUGCACAGGCAGCUGAUCCCGUAGCUGUAGACUACAGGCACAUGGGCCCUUGGCACCCAGGCCGGCCAAGACGGACCUCCUCCUCAGAAACCAGCUUAAGGGGCACCAGGGCAGCCACAGAACUCGUACUAGACAACGGCAAGCGGCGCCGGGUCCACCGCUGCACGUUCCAGGGCUGCAACAAAGUGUACACGAAGAGCUCCCACCUCAAAGCUCACAUGAGAACCCACACAGGGGAAAAGCCCUACAAGUGCACAUGGGAAGGAUGUGGCUGGAGCUUUGCCCGUUCUGACGAGCUCACCAGGCAUUUUCGUAAACACACAGGGGACAAACCCUUCAAAUGCCCCCAGUGUGAACGAGCCUUCUCCCGGUCCGACCAUCUCUCCUUGCACAUGAAGAGGCACUGAGAGGAGGACCAUUUGUAGCUAUUUUUUUUUGAGAAUGAUGAUGCUUGAGGUUUCUGAGACAAUGAACAAGAUUGGCAGAAAAUGUCUCUCUAUCAGGCCAUCUUGUCCAGCAAAUGAUCAGGAGUGUUCUCCCGUGUACAUUGAACAUGCCUCAUUCCGUAUCCUAAACGAGACAAGUCUUGAGUGUUGUUGUCAGCUGCAGAUAUGCUCUCCCGUGAACUCAACGUGAUUUUCUUUCUAUAGCUGUCAGAGGGCAGUGUAUAUGCAGUAACAAGCAGUCUGGUUUGCCACAGGCUUGAAAAGUAUCCUACCUGAUGCAAAAUGUAUGUGCAACACCAUCUGAAUAUGUUACCAACUCCUGAUUUUUGUCACUUGUGAAAAAAAUUACUUUUUUGUAAAAAAAGCUGUGGCACGCCAUGUCUUGGGUUUCAAAAUCUUAUACUCUCUGUUUCAAAUAUGGUGCGUUCUCUGUAGUGUUCACUAAAAUGCAGCAAGCAUUUUAGUUAUUUGUGCAUUGACUGUCCCUAUGGAAUACCCAUGUUCAUAAGUAAAAGGAACAAGUUGCAACAGCCAUUGAAUUGAGAAAAGCUGGGGUUGUGUUUCUGUAGAAUGUGUGUUUGAAACUUGGAGGUUAGAAAAGUACCAUUCAGUGUAAUCUAGCAGGUUAAGCAGUCAUGUAAAUUUUAUCAUGUAAAGCCUACUAAACAGUCAUUGGUACAGCUUUUGAUUCAGUUGCUUAGAAAAGAAAAGAAAAGAAAAGGAAAUCUCUAAGUAAAAACAAUUUUAACCUCUUUUUACUAUUGUAGAGACCCUGAUGUACCCUAGCUGCCAGCCCAUUUAACAGAUUGUGAUCAUGGUCAGUUAAUGUGUCUUGUUUGGUUCACCAUUGCUUUGCUGACUCAUUUGUUGUAGGAAUCAUUUGUCUAAUCUGUUGCUUUUGGCUUCCUUUUGGCAUGGGUGCCUUAUUGGAAAUCCAGCAGACUUGUCUUGGAAAGUUUACAACCGUGUAUGUUGGUCUUUCCAUAAAUUUGGGGUCCGGUACUUUGUUUGUUCCUGUUCCAUCUGAUUAAAGAUUUUUAAAUUCAGGACACAUUCUUUAAUGCCUUCUAUCUCCCAGAGUGAUUAUGUAAUGCAAAGUACCUGCCAAACAAAUACUAAUAGUUUUGAAGUCAAUUUUAAUGAUUACUUACAUGGCAAAUUACAAAAGUCAGUUGUAACAGGGACACACAAAAAUGGCACACACUUUUAUCAGACCCCAAAUUUUUGAGUGACCCAUGUACAAUCAUCAACGUGAUUUCAUUUUGUAAAUAUCUUUUUGUAAAUACGCUUGGUGAAUACCUAAAACAAAAAAAGUGUACCAAUAAUAUAGAUAUGGUAUUAGUAACUGAUUAUUGACAGUUUUAACAUGUGCAAAAUGGUGUCUAUAAACCCACCAUGUAUCAAGCAAAAGAAUGGCUUGCCUAAAAAAUUGCUUCAAACAAUGCAUUUUUGGUAUCAUCUUUAAUACCAACUCUGCUGAAAAUGUUUCAUCCACUGCGUGAAAUGACAAGUGUGAUGGAUGAAAUAAUCAGCAUACAUUAACUGCAUGUAGCUCAGGUUUGCUCUUUUAUCAUAUGCUGUAACCCAAGCCUUAAGAUUAAUGCUGGCAAAUUGUUAUCAUGCUACAGUUUUCUAAGUCAUGUUGAAGGCCAGAUUAGGACAUAGUGUUUUUGAUCAAACCAUUCAACUCAGCGUGGUAGUGAAGUCCUUUUUUUUUUGAAUCCUCAAAAAUUCUGAAAUAUAAGGUUGCAUAUACCAGCUUAUAUUUCAGUGUUAUUGUCAGACUCGGAAAAGGACUGGACUUAAAACACUGAUUCAAAUUCUUGAGUGAAAGUGUUCCUGCUUAGAUGUAACUCACAUGUAAGAUAUCUUUUAUAAUGUUUGAUUUUUUUAAACCAAGUUUUGAACAAAAGGAAGACAGAGGAACAGUGGAACUGGAUGAAAGUACAAGGCAAAAAUCGCACAAAUAGAGAGUGAGAGAGAACAGAAAAUGAAAGCGAAUGGUGGUGGAUAUGGGGAUGGGGCGGUUGAGGGGAUUCAGUGGGAUGGGAAGAGGUGUGAACUGAGUGAGAUGACAGGCGUACUUUAGAACAUUUGCUAAAGUUUGAGGGAAAAAAUGGCUUUGAGAGUGACUGAGGGGUUUAUUUAAACAUAGUGUUAACGUAGACUGCUUUGAGAAGUUUUUAUACUUUAAACUGGUUUAAACGUAAACUAGUUACCAGUUAAUCACAAUACUGUAACUAGUUUGAAUCAACCAGCAUAUCACUGCCAAGGUGGUGGAGGGGAAGGACUGAAAUGAUUUUGAAGGACAGUUCCAUGGAACGGAAUGAAAUUGAUAUACCUCAUGUACUCAGUAGCAAACUUUUUGUGUUUAUUUUUGUUGUAACAAUGUGAUAUUUAAACAGUCAUUGACAGUGUUUUGCUUAUGUGCUUCUUGUCUGCGUAUGGCACGAUUCAUAGCUUGUUUUAACUCAUAAUACUUUUUGAACAAUUAACCAGUUACAAUUAUUGCUUACUCUAGCUGCAUAUAGGUACAAAACCUGUUGCCCAACUGUUACGUGGUUAACAUGAUUUGCAUAGAUUGUUGUGUGCACUUUAUAUUGAAUACUUCACAGUCGUCGCCUUGCUCUUUAGCAGGUAUAGUGUUAAUCACUGAACUACAGUUAACUCUUGUUAAAACAAACUCUGUUACAACAAGUUGCAAUUACGGUGAUGAUAAAACCUCGGUCCCAACCGUGCAUUUAUGUGCACAAUGAAUGGGACCGGUGCUUCUAUUAAUACAAAAUUCUGACAAACAUUUUGGCAAGGUCCAGCUGAGUUGGACGUAACGAGAGUCGACUGUAACUGUGUUGUUAACUUAUAUUGGGUCAGUGCAGCAAUAUCAUUUUUGAUAGUCUCUUUUUUAAGUAUGUGUUUUUGGACAAAAAUACAUUAUGAAACUAUCCUGAAGCUGUGGGUGUCCCAUACUGUCAGUACUGUUAAAUCCUGAGUCACAUCUUGGUGGGAAAACUCGUUGGUUACAAAUAACUCAACCACUCACUGAGAUCUUGAAAACUGAUUUAAUUCAGUUGUUAAUCAAUAAUGCAUGGAUAACGAAAAUUGGUUUGAAGACAUACAAUAUCAAUACGGCCAUUUUAUUUGCUUAAACGCAUUAUUGUUUAUUCAUGCAAAUUGUAACACUUUUGUUGGAAGUAUUUUUUUUUCAAUAUAGUAAUAUGACAUUGUUGCACUGACUCAAAUGGUUGGUGUGGCAGACAAUAUACAAAUGUUGUGUAGGUUAGAGCAUUGCUGGUUAUGUUUCUGGUUUAGUUAGAUUGAUUAUCAAUGUACAUUGUAUGUAUGCUUGUGUGUAUAUUCAUAGGGAAGUAUGUUUCCCUUACAAUAUUUUAUUUGUACUUGUUCAGUGUAUGUUAUCACUAUGUAGUCAACUUGAAAUACAACUGGAAGAAGACAAACAUCCAACUUUUCUUAUCGCUGCAGUACUGGCACGGAAUGUACUUUGGUGGGGGAGCUACAGGCUUUGAUAUUUGUGUAUAAUAUGAGAGACUGUUGUCUUUAAAAAGGGCCCAAAAUGAAUGACUGUAGCACAGUCUUGUUCUUUUGGUAUGACAUUUUAAUCAGGAUUGUCCAUGUUUACUGUAAUUGUUUCGACUUUCUUCUCCCGUGAUCAACCUUCUUUAUUUGUUCAAUACUGUUAUUACUAUGGACUAAAAUGUAAAUUCUAUUUAUUUGUUUCCAGUAUCAACGCUUUGUCUCUUUAUGAAUUCAAAGAGAAGGGACAAAAAGAAGUCAACAUUGGUUUAAAUCUCAAUAGUUUCUGGUAUAUGAAGACCAUGUUUCCUGCCCCAAGCUGGAAUCCUUGCUGAUUUUACAAUCAUGCUUUCAUAGAAUGAGAACUACUCCUGCCUAACUAAGCUUUAGUUUUCAUGUACUUCAACCCAACUCCAUGAUCCAGAAACAUACUUAAAGCUGCACCCUUACAUGUACAUGUGAAAUGUACAAGCUGGGGGCUGGUGUACAUGUAUUAUAACAACUUCUAUUAUAUUUUUGUUUUAAGUUAAAUUAAAGAGUUGAAAAUUAUAUGCAGCUUUAAUAACAGUAAUUUUACCCUUUUUUGUGUUGCAGUUUUGGCCUCUAAAUAUGUAGACUAGCUUCAGUUUGUUUGUAUCUGUGGCUUUGUGGUAAAAUAUAUAUGUCAUAUAUUUAGCAGAAUCAAUGAUAUUUUUAACUUCCCUUGAUGGGGGUUGGAAAAUUGUUUUAAAUACAAAAACAAUAUUUUGUAUUGCGUGAGUAAUAUUUUAUUAUAAUGGAAUUGUGUGUUGUAUUACUUUAAUUGGUGCUCUAUUUGAUUUGUGGGGGCUGGUUUUCUCUUUAUCAUUGGCGCAUUUGUAAUUUAGCCAGUGAAUGUAAAUUUAUGUAAAUUCAUGCAAAUAGCAUGAUGCAAUACUCAGUUGUUGUAAUGAUAUCGAGGGGCGGGGCUAUUUGUGGGGUUUGUAAUAUAUUAAUAUCAAUUGUUAUUACUGUGUUUUAAACUUUGUUUAAUAAUAAAAUAAAAUGUAAUCUGUACAAAAAAAUUAAAUCAAAUA